AUGGCGGCUUCCAUCUCUGGAUCCUGCACCUGCUACCCUAGCAUCACACCAGCUCGUGGCAACCGCCGCAGCCGCACCGUCGUUAGAAGCUCCUUCGCGCCGUGCUCGCCGGCGUCCAAGCCCUCGACGACGCUGCGGAUCGGCAGGAAGUGGCCGGAGCUCCAGGGCGCCCGCGACUGGGACGGCCUCCUGAGCCCGCUCGACGGCGCGCUCCGCGGCGAGCUCGUCCGGUACGGCGAGUUCGUACGCGCGGCCUACGCCAGCUUCGACUUCGACGGCGGCGCCCCGUCGUACGGCUCCUGCCGGUUCCCGAGCCGCUCCCUGCUUCGCCGCGCCGGGCUGCCGGAGACCGGGUACCAGGUCACCCGCCUCCUCCACGCGGCGUCCACCUCAGCGCCGGGCUGGCUGUCACCCUGCAGCUCGAGCUACAUUGGCUACGUCGCGGUGUGCGAUGACGAGGACGAGAUCGAGCGCCUCGGCCGCCGCGACGUCGUGAUCGCGUACCGCGGCACCGCGACGUGCAGCGAGUGGCUCGACAACUUCAAGUCCAGUUUAACCCGGCUGCCAUCAUCGUCCACCGCGGCGCCGUCGUCGAGUGACGCUGGUGAGGAGGAGGAGGAGGAGCCGAUGGUGGAGAGCGGGUUCUGGAGGCUCUUCACCACGCCAGGCGAAGCGCACAGCAGCCUGCAGCAGCAGGUUCGCGACGAGGUGCAGCGGAUCGUCCACGAGUACGGCGGCAAGGGCAUGCCGCCGCUGAGCAUCACGAUCACCGGCCACAGCCUCGGCGCGGCGCUCGCGGUGCUCUCAGCCUACGAGAUCACGACCGCGGCCGCGCAGCAAGGUGUCGACGCGGCGCCGAUGGUGACGGCCGUGUCGUUCGGCGGGCCGCGCGUGGGCAACGCGGCGUUCCGGCGGAGGCUGGAGGAGAGCGGCGGCAAGGUGCUCCGCGUCGUGAACUCGAACGACAUCGUGACCAAGGUGCCGGGGUUCCCGGUCGGCGGCGACGAACGCUGCAGCCAAGGCGGCGAGCCGGCGAAGCGGAAGGCGAGGGUGCCGAGGUGGCUGGUAUCGAAGAUGGGGUGGGCGUACAGCGACGUGGGGCGCGAGCUGCGGCUGAGCAGCCGGGAUUCGGCGCCCAAUAACGUGGUGGCGUCGCAUGGCCUCGACUUGUACCUCCAGCUCGUGGCUGCCUGCACAGAUUAG
Molecule: messenger RNA, 1203 nt
Organism: Setaria italica (foxtail millet)
Lineage: Eukaryota; Viridiplantae; Streptophyta; Magnoliopsida; Poales; Poaceae
Product: phospholipase A(1) DAD1, chloroplastic
Exons: 1
Coding region: 1-1203 (400 amino acids)
Biological process (GO): lipid metabolic process
Molecular function (GO): glycerophospholipase activity
Source: RefSeq, a predicted model, not a curated record